AUGGACGAAUCAGCCAAUUUAUCUUCAUUUGAUAUGAAAGACUUGAAAGCUAGUAUGGUAGAAUGUACAAAAAUAUUUUCAGAUUGCACUAAAAUGAAUUCCGAUAAUAUUAUUAUUAGGGAACAAAUAAAGAAUUUAUUUAAACUUCGUUUGAGAUUCCAAGACUUUGCAGAAAAUUCUGUUGACCAUGGUAUCAAAUUGUCAAGUUAUAUUGUAAACUUCAAAGGGGUCGUAGAUCUUAUCGAUGAUCCGACAAUUCAUAAAGAAGAUUUCAUCGAAGAACUAAAAUCAUUGGAAGAUGAAACAAAAGAAUAUAAGACAGUUUCAGAGAAUUUAUUCAGGAGUAUUAAAGGAUUUAUUGAUCAAUUUUCAGCCUCCAACAAAUACAUUGAAUCUUAUAUGGAUGGUAUAAAGAAGGAGAUUGGAAAGAUAGAAGAUAAUUUGAAUGAAAUUAAAAAUAGUAAACAAAGACAAGUAAAAUUAUAUGAAGAAAAAAAAUUCUGGGAAGGGUUAUUUAUAGUAGCAACGACUGGUUUGGCAAUAGCUAUAGCACCAGGGGCUGGAUUGGCUAUUGGUAUAGCAAAUUUAAUUAGUACAUCUAUAAAAGAUGACCAUGAUCUGAAUUAUGAAACCUUAAUUAAUAUUGCAAAUGAGUUAAUUGAAAGUCUCGACGAAUCAAAAGAAGAAAAAACUGAAUUAACUAAAGAUUUGUCAGCUCUUUUUGAAGGGUUCGCAAAGAUCGCAGUAACCUUCGUUAAAUUUCAAUUAUUUUGGAAUUCUCAAAAAGAAACACUUUCUAAAAUUCUUCAAAACCUGGAUAAUGUUGAAAAAAUUAAUAGAAUCAACACACUUAAAGUUAAACUUAUUGGUAAACAACUAGAUCAAUUGAAAUCUUCUGUUUUCGAUUAUAAUAAUACUGUCUUAGAGAUAAUAACAUAUGAUAGAAUGAUUUAA
Messenger RNA from Scutellospora calospora, 954 nucleotides. The record is from the annotation of a GenBank genome assembly. NCBI's taxonomy places the organism in Eukaryota, Fungi, Glomeromycota, Glomeromycetes, Diversisporales, Gigasporaceae.